Messenger RNA from Stylophora pistillata, 912 nucleotides. RefSeq lists its product as uncharacterized. The record is from RefSeq and is a predicted model, not a curated record. NCBI's taxonomy places the organism in Eukaryota, Metazoa, Cnidaria, Anthozoa, Scleractinia, Pocilloporidae.
UCCACUUGAUUCGCAUAACGGCUAGCCGCCCUCUAUCAAGAAAGGGCGUAAUUUUUCAAAAUCAAGCCUUCUGACCUAAUUACGAAAUAUGGUGUACAAAUCGAAAACGGAUUUGAACUUUACCAAAUACCUCAAGUCCAAAUGGCUGACUGAUGUGAAAGAUUAUGAGUUGAAGAAAAGAACAAUUGUGGUCAACAUUUCUAACACGAAUGCAAUGAUCUCUGGGCCGGAACCUCGCAAAGUUUUGCAGCCAAGAAAAUCCGCAAUUUUGAAAGGUGUGAAGGUUAUUAGUGCCGAGUCUCUCGUGCUCAUCAAAGUCCCGGACGACAUCAACAUCGGUGGCUGCGUUCUGGAAGACGGCUGGUGUCAGCUGACAGCGCAAGUCCCAACUUUCCCUGAGGAUGUCCCGUUGUACAAGUCCCCACAGUUUGAUGUCGGGUCUGUUAAAUUUGAUCCAUAUGCGGUGACCGGGACUGUAGAGACAAGCUCGACUGGUAGUAUUUUAAAGAAGUUCAACGUUAAAGUGAAUGUGUGGUUCUGCCCUGCUAAAACCAACUGUGGGAUUCAUAACGUACACACCGACCCAGAAAUGUUAGAGGUCCACACCCAGAUAUAUGGUACAGGACGAAUGCAGAAAUUCCACUCCGAAGACUUCAAAAGCAUUUAUGAAGAUGUGCUCAUGGCACCUGGAUUUACCCAUGAUCCUUUUGCUGGCGUCAAGGACAACGGUAACAUCUUCUACGGUUGGCACCAGUACUACUCUGAUACCGAUUGCAUCUGGAUGGCUAUCGAAUACCAUCCGGCAUGAUUCGGUUCAUACUCGGCAAAUAUCGGGCCGGUUGUUAUCAAGACACGUGAACAAUGUUUGAAUGCAUGAUUUUGUUUGAAUGGCAAUAAAAUUCUUGAAAAUCG